AUGGCGGCGGCACCGGCAGGCGGCGGCGGCGCGCGGGCGCUGUCGCAGCGGGAGCAGGACAUCCAGAUGAUGCUCGCCGCCGACGUCCACCUCGGCACCAAGAACUGCGACUUCCAGAUGGAGCGCUACGUAUACAAGCGCCGCACUGAUGGUAUCUACAUUAUUAACCUUGGGAAGACCUGGGAGAAGCUACAGUUGGCUGCGAGGGUCAUCGUUGCAAUUGAAAAUCCUCAAGAUAUUAUAGUACAGUCCGCUAGGCCCUAUGGUCAGAGGGCUGUCCUCAAGUUUGCGCAGUACACUGGUGCUCAUGCCAUUGCCGGCAGGCACACUCCUGGUACAUUCACCAACCAGUUGCAAACCUCAUUCAGUGAGCCGCGCCUUCUUAUCCUGACUGACCCCAGGACUGAUCAUCAGCCCAUUAAGGAGUCUGCACUUGGAAACAUUCCCACCAUUGCCUUCUGCGACACUGACUCUCCUAUGCGCUAUGUUGAUAUUGGCAUUCCUGCCAAUAACAAGGGGAAACAGAGCAUUGGUUGUCUGUUCUGGCUGCUUGCCAGAAUGGUCCUCCAGAUGCGUGGUACAAUUCUUCCAGGACACAAGUGGGACAUCAUGGUUGAUCUGUUCUUCUACAGAGACCCGGAGGAAGCAAAGGAGCAGGAGGAAGAAGAGGCUCUGGUUGCUCCUGACUAUGGCGCAGUUGCAGAAUAUGCUGCUCCAGGGGCUGACAACUGGGGCGCCGAUUGGGGUGCUGGUGAAGCUGCAGCUCCACCUGCUGGCAUUCCUGCUGCUGGUGCAGACUGGGCUGCUGCUCCAGUUUCAUACACCUGUGGCUCUUACAGUUCCCCAUGUGAAUUUCAGCUCCUCCUGCUGAUGGUGUCUGGGAUGCAGCUGCGGCUCCUCCAGCAGCCACCGGAUGGGAACAAGGCGCCGCCCCCUGAUGCGGCACCUGCCCCCAACUAG
Molecule: messenger RNA, 960 nt
Organism: Miscanthus lutarioriparius
Lineage: Eukaryota; Viridiplantae; Streptophyta; Magnoliopsida; Poales; Poaceae
Source: the annotation of a GenBank genome assembly